Molecule: messenger RNA, 571 nt
Organism: Ambispora gerdemannii
Lineage: Eukaryota; Fungi; Glomeromycota; Glomeromycetes; Archaeosporales; Ambisporaceae
Source: the annotation of a GenBank genome assembly
UGUUGGCCCCGACUCGGCUGUAAAUUAUGAACCAACUAUAGUUCAUGAUAUUGGUUCCAACUCGGUUGAAAAUUAUGGACCAACUUCAGUUGCUUUCCAAAGCGUUGGCCCCGAUUCGGCUGUAAAUUAUGAACCAACUACAGUUCCCUUUUAUGAUGUUGGUUCCAACUCGGCUAAAAAUUAUGGACCAACUAAUCCAACUUCAGUUCCCUUUUAUAGUGUUUGUUCCGACUCGGUUGUAAAUUAUGAACAAACUUCAACUCCCUUCCAUGGUGUUGGUUUCGGCUCGGCUGUAAAUUAUAAUCCAACUAAUCCAACUUCAGUUCCCUUUCAUGGUGUUGGUUCCGAGUCGGCUGUAAAUUAUAAUCCAACUUCAGUUCCUUUUCAUGGUGUUGGCUUCGACUCAGUUAAAAAUUAUGAUCCAACUUCAGUUCCCUUUUAUAGUUUCCGACUCUGCUAUAAACUUCACGGUGUUGGUUUCGAUUUAGCUAGAAAUUGUCGAUGCAAGCGUACGAAUCAACUUCAGAUCUUUGGAUUAGAUUUUGCAGCGUCUCGAGAUUCUUUGGAAUCU